UGAUGAAAGACCGCAUACGAAGAUUUUUCGCACUAGCGCUUAUGGGAAUUUUCUGCUUACCGACGUCCAAGGCAUAUUGACGUAUUGGCAUAUUACAUAUAUACAUAAGUAAUACAGACGAUUGUAUUCACUUUUUUUAGAUAAAGAGGCAUAACUUCAUUUAAUACACCACAUAUUAUUUUUAUUGCCAAAAUAGCAACACAGAAAUACCCUUCAUGCGCAACGAAACUAAUCAGUUAUUCCUAAGCACAUUGACACUACUAAAAAAUAGUACGAUUUAAUUGAUCUUGCGCAGGCGAAGCGGGACGCAAUUAACAAAAAAAAAGCAAACAUAACGGUACUUUUCCUGUUAAAGAAGAUAGUCAUUACAAAAAACUUCUUGGCUAGUUAGAAAUGUGUACUGAGAGAUAAUUUAUGGGAAAAUCGAUAUACUGCUAGCACGUGAAAAGAGCUGGCAAAAAUUACACCUCAUUCAUACAGGGCAAUUUAUAUGUAUUACGCUUCAACAAGUUGGGGACGAGUUGAGAAUCAUAAAUUGGAAAAAAAUUAUUGAAAAUAAAAUAUUAUGAAAAUUCGCGCCACGCUGCUGCGUAUGUUUGGAACCAAUAAUGCCAGAAACCGGUGAAGAAGAAACUGUACGUGUCGUAGCGUUAGAUCGCAGUUUUCACUUCGGAUGUUAUAAAUGUGAAGACUGUGGUUUGUUGUUAUCGUCAGAAGCCGAGGGUCGUGGAUGCUAUCCUCUGGACGGACAUGUACUCUGUAAAAGUUGUAAUGCAAAACGUGUGCAAAUGCUAACAAGUCGCAUGGCAACAGAGUUAUAAACAAACUUAUUACUGUGACAUAUUAUGAAUAUUAUGUAUAAUUUCUACACUCGUAUGUAAAAUUAAAAUAAAUAAAAGUUCGUUUGGUUUGCUGACUUUUUAAAACCA
This is a messenger RNA of Anastrepha ludens (Mexican fruit fly), 929 nucleotides long. Its product is annotated as thyroid receptor-interacting protein 6-like. Gene Ontology annotation, biological process: cell-cell adhesion. The transcript has 3 exons. The record is from RefSeq and is a predicted model, not a curated record. Gene Ontology annotation, cellular component: focal adhesion; stress fiber. The coding region runs from base 609 to 821 and encodes 70 amino acids. Lineage: Eukaryota; Metazoa; Arthropoda; Insecta; Diptera; Tephritidae.